AUUUUGCGUGAACUGUGAAAUGAAGCCAUUUAUUUAUCUCACCUCUCUCUCUCUCUCUCUCUCUCUCGAAUCCCUUAACAAUAAGGAAUUGAAUUGCAGUAUACCCAAAACUAAAAGGAACCAGCACAUCCACCAUAAAAGCGUCCCAGCCGUGAGAAUCACCAUUCCAUUGUUCCGAUCUCUAAGUUUAUUUAUUUGUUUUUUUCAAACUGAAUCUUAUCUCUCGGUAUUUCUUCUCUCAUGGCUGAAUCGGAAAACCCCCUCCUCAAUGAAUUCUGUGCUGCCGACGCUGGCGCCGCCGCGCAGUCCCGCCGGCUCCUCAUCCGCUUCAAGGGCCCCGGCCCCUGUCCUGUGCCGGACCCCAACGCCGGCCAAUGCUUGAAACAGAGCGUCAAUGUUUGUAAAAGCUUCAAUAGGAACAGAAUUGACGACAAUGGAAUUCAGGAAUCUAGUGAUGCUAAACAUGUUGCUAGAUCUGCAAAGAUACCCGAGUUCAGCACCAAUACUCUUAUGAGCUCUAAGCAUGACAAUGGUUCCAUGAAGCUUUUAUCUGGAUUUGUUGAGCAGAACCAAUUCAAGGCCAAUACUCUAUGCAGGUCGACGAGAGGCGAUACUGCUGCCAAAGCAAGGAAGAGAACCCGAUUGCCUCUUGGAUUGCCGACCUCGAGUAAGUUAAAAAGAUCAAAGAGAUCAUUAUCAGCAGAGAGAAGAACAUCAAUUGAUGAUCUACCCAACGUUAUAUUGGCUGAAAUCCUAUGCCGACUUGCAUGCAAUAAAUAUGUUUUCCAGUGCAAAACUGUGUCCAAGCGUUGGUGCACCCUCAUCGAAGAUCCUUAUUUUAUUGGCUGCUUUGUAAGAAUCCAAAGUUAUAAGGGAAUUCCAAAGAUACGCACUUUGAUAACCAAAAGAGCUGUGGAAUUCCGUCCUAUACAAACUUGGGCGCUCAAUAUGUUCAUGCGUUUCCACCGUUUGAUGGAAAAACCAGUUGUUGUAGCGACAUAUAAUGACUUAGUUUUGUGCUGCAUGACCGAGGAUUAUCAACACAUAUACUACAUCUGCAAUGCAUGCACCAUGCAGUAUGUUGUACUUCCACCCACCCCAAGUCGAUGUCACAAGAGUGUGUGGGUAGGAUUCAUCUGCAAUGUUCCUGACUAUAAAUGUGAGGAAGAUGAUUGGAAAGGAAACAACUUCCAGCAUAAUGUUGAGUGUAGGUACACGGUUGUGAGAAUUCUUCCUCCUGUUGAAUUUGAAAAUGGUGAGAAGAAAUGUGAUACAUUCAAAUUAAACGUGGAGAUCUUCUCUUCUGACACUGGGGAGUGGAGAGAAUCAGUUGUCUCGUCCCCACAGCACUUCAAUUUUGGCCGCCUCAAGGAGUUAUCCUUUACAUACAAUGGAAUGUUAUAUUGGUUAACAGAGCAGGACUUUAUUGUUAUUGGUUUGGGCCCAUUCUACGACAAUGAUGGAACUAGCAGCAGCAACAAUAAUGGUGAUGGUAUUAUUGAUCAUAAACUGGGUUUCACCAUAUUUGAGGAGACUCUAGACUUUGGUUUUAUGCUUCAGUACUCAGGUGUGUGCAGAGGAUAUGUGCUAUUGUGCAACAUGAGCAUGCUCUCCAGAAGUCUGUAUGUAUAUGAGUUGAAACAAUCACAAGAUGAUGGAGGAGCUGCUGCUGGCAAGAAGUUGUAUUUGAGUAAACGCAGAGUUUAUUCCUUUGAUGCUGAAAUGAUUCCGUUCAAAUCGAAUAUGUUACUGAUUGCUUUUGACCCAAGUAAUAAGGAUAUUUUUUAUCUGCGUGUGGACGAUGAUAUUAUCAAGUGGAAUGUUCACACAGGAAAGUGGUCAAAGAUAUCUAGACACUGGGUAAAACGUUGUGACUAUUACACAGUUGUGCUCCCAGGGUGGCCGACCUCAAUUCCUAGACUACCCCAGCAGCAGCAGCAGCAGCGUGCCCAUCUCUGCUAGCUCGUAGAUUGCAAGAAUUAAAGUAGUAAACUUUUGUUUGUUUGCGAUAGGACUUUGUUUUUUAAUUGGGAGUGGUUAAUUUUCUGCAGUUUUCUCAUGCAGGCGAAUUCAGGAAUUCCUGUAUGUGUAUAUAUGCCCGUUGCCAUCUAGAGCGUAUCUUAAUUUCCCUUCCUGACUCUUUUUCAUUCUAUUAAUUAAGAAUAAUGUAGCUCUCUAGGUACGAUAUGUAUUUUCCUUUUCUAUUCACCAAGGAAACUUGUUCGAAUUUUA
Messenger RNA from Prunus persica (peach), 2232 nucleotides. RefSeq lists its product as uncharacterized. The record is from RefSeq and is a predicted model, not a curated record. NCBI's taxonomy places the organism in Eukaryota, Viridiplantae, Streptophyta, Magnoliopsida, Rosales, Rosaceae. Gene Ontology annotation, molecular function: protein binding. The transcript is spliced from 3 exons. Bases 241 to 1962 code for a protein of 573 amino acids.